GAGAGAGAGUGCACACGACUGCUUGGCCGACUGAGCAUUGAGCAGAAGCCUCGGGUUUUAGGGUAUUUAGAGAGAGAGAGAAAGAGAAAGAGAGAUCAACAAUGGCGACAAAAACCGGGCUGUCUCAGAAAGAGGCAGACAUUCAGAUGAUGCUUGCUGCCGAUGUCCACCUUGGCACAAAAAAUUGCGAUUUCCAGAUGGAACGAUACGCUUUUAAGAGAAGGACAGAUGGGAUUUACAUCAUCAAUCUUGGGAAGACAUGGGAGAAACUUCAACUUGCUGCUAGAGUUAUAGUUGCUAUUGAGAACCCUCAGGACAUCAUUGUCCAAUCUGCGAGGCCCUAUGGUCAGCGAGCUGUGCUUAAAUUUGCACACUAUAUUGGUGCACACCCCAUUGCAGGGAGACACACGCCUGGAACAUUCACCAAUCAACUGCAGACCUCAUUUAACGAGCCUCGUCUUCUUAUCCUGACUGACCCCAGGACAGAUCAUCAGCCCAUCAAGGAGGCAGCACUGGGCAACAUCCCGACAAUUGCAUUUUGUGAUACGGAUUCACCCAUGCGACAUGUGGAUAUUGGUAUUCCAGCUAACAACAAGGGCAAGCACAGCAUUGGCUGUCUCUUUUGGCUAUUGGCUAGGAUGGUUCUUCAGAUGAGGGGCACCAUUCAACCAGGACAUCAAUGGGAUGUCAUGGUAGAUUUGUUUUUCUACAGAGAACCUGAGGAGGCUAAAGAACAAGAGGAGGAGGAACCUGUUGUUGCCCUUGAAUAUGGGGCUCCUGAUUUUGCAGGGCCCCCUCUUACUGGCAUGGAUCAAUGGGCCACACAAACAAGCGAGGUUCAGUGGGGUGGUGAAGUGGCUGCUCCUCCUGCGACGGGAAUGGCUGUGCCUGUUGAUUGGCCUGGGGCUCCAGGUGCUACUUCAGGAGACGCGUGGGAACCUGCUGCUCCUCCGCCACCAGUGGCGGUCCCAGGACUUGACACCCUCACUCCAGGACUUGACACCCAUCCUCCGGCAACAGGUUGGGACCCUGUUGCUUAAGACCAGUUUGGUGCUUUUAAAUCCAUGGGCCAACAACAGCUUCUCUUAUAGAGAUUAGCACAAUCUGUUGCGGAGUUUUUACAAGCAGUUUUGUAGGAAGAGAUGGAUUAUCCGCUCUCUCACUCUCUCUCAAUCUCAAUCUCGAUGAGUUCAAUUCGUUUUUUUCCCUUUAAUACUUCGAUCUCGUUUGAGGAAUGUUUAUUAUUUUAGUAUGAAGGUUUUUUAUUUUAGGCAAUCAU
This is a messenger RNA of Amborella trichopoda, 1279 nucleotides long. Its product is annotated as small ribosomal subunit protein uS2. The record is from RefSeq and is a predicted model, not a curated record. Gene Ontology annotation, molecular function: structural constituent of ribosome. Gene Ontology annotation, biological process: translation. NCBI's taxonomy places the organism in Eukaryota, Viridiplantae, Streptophyta, Magnoliopsida, Amborellales, Amborellaceae. Gene Ontology annotation, cellular component: ribosome; small ribosomal subunit.